Epinephelus fuscoguttatus (brown-marbled grouper) is the source of this 8860-nucleotide messenger RNA. It is a transcript of the gene slc16a13, whose product is annotated as solute carrier family 16 member 13. Gene Ontology annotation, biological process: transmembrane transport; monocarboxylic acid transport. The transcript has 5 exons. NCBI's taxonomy places the organism in Eukaryota, Metazoa, Chordata, Actinopteri, Perciformes, Serranidae. The record is from RefSeq and is a predicted model, not a curated record. The coding region runs from base 3959 to 5392 and encodes 477 amino acids. Gene Ontology annotation, molecular function: monocarboxylic acid transmembrane transporter activity.
CUAUGUGAACGGACGGUGACAUGUUUUGUUGUUGAGCCGCGUUGCAGGUUUCGUCUGUUGUUACGAAACGGUUAAUAUCUGCCUGUAGACGUGAACAUACUCACACCGCUACAGCUGAGACCUUACUCACAACAGAUGGAAAACAAAUUAAAAAAUACCCUGAAACACAUCAGCAUGAUCAUAGUAUCACCAAAAUAUGUUUAUAUAGUCUCGAACAUUAUGUUUUUUGGUGUCUAAUACAGUGGUGUGUGGUGGGAGCCACUGCGCAUGCGUUGUGUGAAGCAACGAUGUGCACUGUUUCCAGUGCGCGUUCCCGCUUAUCUACCUGUUAAUUGCUGUGUAAUUGAUCCUGAAUGAAGCUGAGUGACGUGGCAGCGCGUUUUAAUCAGGCAUUUAAUGGAAAUUAAUUAAUUAAGCUUCUUUAUAUGAAGUCGUGGUGAUGUGCACGUGGAUUUAAUAUGUAAAUAAUCAAGGAGCACACAGCAGAGAAGCUGAACUCUUAUUUUAUACAUUUAUACGUUUUAAAUCAGUAUGUAAAAGGUGAUUAUUAUCAGAGGUGGGUAGAGUAGCCAGAUAUUGUACUCAAGUAAGAGUACUGAUACUUUAGAACAAUAUUACUCAAGUAAAAGCAAAAAGUAGUCAUCCAAAUAAUUACUUGAGUAAGAGUAAAAGAGUAUUUGGUGAAAAAACUACUCAAGUACUGAGUAACUGUUGAGUAACGUCUGAUUUAUUUGUAAAAUAAGAACAUGAACGUAAUCAAUCAAUCAAAAAUAAUAACCUGCAAAUUCAUGUUUUUUAAACGAAACCCCUUUAACUAAAACAAAAAUAAAUUAAAUCUUUACAAACAUAACCUAAAUCAAGGCACAAGAAACACAAAUAUAUUCUUAUAUAUACUGUACAUAUAUAUAUGUAAUCAUGUACUCAGAGGUGGGUAGAGUAGCCAAAUACUGUACUCAAGUAAGAGUAUUGUUGCUUUAAAACAAUAUAACUCAAGUAAAAGUAAAAAGUAUUUUGCAUUAAAACUACUGUGAAAAGUACAAUUUAUCCAAAAAGUUACUCAAGUAAAUGUAACUGAGUAAAUGUAACUAGUUCCUACCCACUGAUUAUUAUAUCUGUAUCGUUUUUUAUUUUAUUAUUUCUAUGUCUGUUAUUUUUUGGGGGGCGGCAGUGGCUCAUCCUGUGGGAACCUGGGUCGGGAUCAGGAAGGUUGUGGGUCCAAGUCCCUGUCCAGACCCAACAUGGAGUGUGGAGUGUGAAUAAAAAUAACUCCAAUAAAUCUUACUUGUAGAACUGUACUGUAUUUGAAUCACAAAAUUGUAACGUCACAGUAAUAAAAGGCUGCUAUCUCAGCACCUGCUCGUCUGUGCUCACCUUUUCUCCCUGAUAUUUUAAGAUCCAGGUGUUCAGGAGGUUUUUCCCAGGAGUCGAAUCGUCCGCAGAGGUCUCUUCAUGUCCAAAACAAACGGACCAGGAGAUUAUAACCGCUACAAACAAUGAAUAAAGCAGUGUCAGGAUAAAAGUCAAAGCUUUUCACCUUGUCGGAGAGGGGUUGCUAACUACUUAGCCACUUGCUAGCAAUAACUGCCUUUUUAAAGACACACAGGAGCCUCAAAGUUCAUAAGUGGGGUUUUUACUGAUGUAUUUCAUGUCACAGAACAAAACCUGAAAAUCUCUUGUUUCUCUUGUGUCUCUUAUAAAAGGCAUUUAACCAAAAAAACAUUCAAAAAAACUGCUGAGACAGGGAACCAGGAGUGGUAAAAUGCUCCCACUGACUCAUCCCUUAAAGAAACCGCACUGAAUAUUUGCCUGUGUAAAAGUUAACGAUCACAUGACCCUAGUGUGAAACUCUGAAGCUGAAGUUUCAAGUCUUGGAGUGCUGGCGUGUGUGAGAGUCCUGGGUGCAAAUUCCUGUAAUUUCUGCAGCAGAGAAGUGAGUGACAUUAUGUGAGGAGGGAUUCAGGUCACUGUGUUACUUGUUGCUUUGGCUCAUUUCUCAACUCAUGACACAAACUCACCAAACUGAGCAACAGAGGGGACAACACUGCUCACCCAACAGCACAUAUAAUCUGAGCUGCCGACUGUAAGUUUGGUUUUACAUCAUAUAUUUGUAACUGUGUGUACAGAAAUUAAAACCUUAACUUAAGGAGUCAACAGAAAACAGCUGCAGGACAAAUAAGAGGAAGUCUGGUCAUGUUGAGGUCACAUGUCAGGUUUUUCCACAUCAGUGAAAUGGGGGGCUCAGUUUUCAGGAAACUCUGUGAGCCGCUCCCUCCUGCACUCUCUACCUGGUUAGCACGAGCUAACACAUCGAGUCCAUGGUUUCCCAGACAGGAAAAAGAAUGGAGCUAGCUUUCAUGACUGGGUGCGGUUUGUAGAGGUGAAGACACGGGACUAUAUUGCGGCAUCGGUAACAAAACACAUGGCCGUUUGUUGCGCUCAUUUUAGACCGGAGGAUUUGUUGCGGGUGACAUGUUAGUAUAAUGUAAUAUAUUAGUAUAAUGUUAGCCAUGUGAUGCUAACAGUUAGCCCUGUCACUGUGUGUGCGACUCUGUCACAGGCGCAGACCUCACACUCCUGCAGCUAUAGUCUCAGAGAGCAGGGCAGGGUGGGGCUGAGCAAACCAACAUGCUGGGUGCGGCUCUACAAUGAAAUGAAAUUGAGCUGACAUUGAGAUGAGCUUUUUGCAGAUGAUGUGGCUCUGUUGGCUUGGCUGAGUGUAACGUGGUUGGGGAGAGGGUCAGCAUCUUGAAGUCUUAGGUCAUGGUUCUCUGCCGGAAAAUGGUGGAUUGUUUCCUCUGGGUUCGGAGAGUUGGUGCUUCAGGUAAGGGAGUUCAAGUAUCUUGGGGUCUUGUUCACAAGCGAGGGUAGAAAGGAGCGUGAGAUGGAUCGGUGGUUUGGUGCGAGCUCUGCGCUGGACCGUCAUGGUGAAGAGGGAGCUGAGCCGGAAGGCGAACCUUUCAAUUCACUGGUCCAUCUACGUCCCAACCCUCACUUAUGGUCAUGAGCUCUGGGUAGUGACUGAAAGAAUGAGAUUGUGGAUACAAGCAGCCGAAAUGAGUUUCCUCAGUGAGGUGUCUGGGCUCAGUCUUAGAGAUAAGGUAAGGAGUUUGGACAUUCGGAGGGAGCUCAGAGUAGAGCCGCUGCUCCUUCGCAUUGAAAGGGGUCAGUUGAGGUGGUUUGGGCAUCUGAUCAGGAUCCUCCUGAGCGCCUCCCGCUGGAGGUGUUCUGGGCACAUCCCACUGGAAGGAGGCCCCGGGGCAGACCCAGAACACACUGGAGGGAUUCCUUAAAUCAUCUGUCCUGGGAACGCCUUGGCGUCCCCCAGGAGGAGCUGGAAAGCGUUGCUGGGGAGAGGGACGUCUGGGGUGCUUUCCUUGGCCUGCUGUCUCUGCAACCCGAUGAAAUAGAUCAGCAAUCAGAUGAAAAUAAAAUGGAAAUGGCACAGAAUUCACAGGGGUUGGCUGAAUUUGCGUUAACAGACACAUCCUUGAGGGGCUGUUUAAAGACUGCCUGAAUGCAGAAGUAAGCUAUAUUAACACUGCUAAAGAAGAAGUGAAAAAUGUAAAAUAACUUAAAAAUGUCACUGAAAAAAGUCAAAUGAACGAUUGCACAUCACUCUCUUAAAUUUUCUGUCACUUCUGCAGACCACCAUAAAGCCUUGUGAGAGCCGAUUCAGGGGCUUUCUUUAACUUCUUCACAGCUGAUCCAUAAACAUUUGAGCACUCACCUCUCACCUAUAUUUUGUUCCCAAAUGAAGGCCAACUUGUUAAGCAGCCUCGUUACACUUACAUGGCACAACCAGGGGAAUCUAUUGGCCAGUGGGAAGUUAAUCAUUAUGGCUAUUGACAGCCACAGAGAGGAUCAGAGACUUGUCCCGCACUGAGCUAUACAAGGCUCAUAUCUUCAUGUCCUCUGUGCUUCCUUUCUCCUCUCCUCCUCAGAUAAUUCUCUUUCAGACAUGACCAACGUCAAGCCCAAAGCCGAGAGGCAGAGCGAUGGAGCCGAGGGCCCGGACGGAGGCUGGGGCUGGGUGCUGGUGGGUGCCAUGUUCGUCAGCACGAGCCUGGUGUUCGGCCUGAUGCGUUCCUUGGGGAUCUUCUUCGUAGAGUUCGUGCAGUACUUUGAGGAGAGCGCCCAGGCCAUCUCUUGGAUCUCGUCCACAGGCCUGGCAGCACAGCAGUUCUUCAGUCCGCUGGGUGCAGCACUAUGUAAUGCAUAUGAUGCCCGGGUGGUGGUGAUGAUGGGGGGCUGUCUCGCUGCGUUCGGCCUCAUCCUCGCCUCGCAGGCCACCUGUCUUGUUCACCUCUACCUCACCAUGGGUGUCAUCUCAGGUUUGGGCUGGGGGCUGAUCUUCACUCCCAUGGUAGCUACAGUCAUGGCUAACUUCACCCGCUGGCGUGCCCUGGCGUUAGGAUUGGGCUUCUCCAGCAUUGGCCUCUCCUCCUUCGCAUUCAACCCGCUGUUCCAGUGGCUGGUGGAGAUGUAUGCGUGGCGAGGGGCUCUCCUGAUUCUGGGGGGCCUCAGCCUCAACAUUGUGCCCUGCGGGGCUCUGAUCCGCCCAAAGCAACGCUCUAAAGCCCCGACAAAGGUGGACUCAAAGAGCAGGACAUCAUGCACUGCGAUGCUGCACCGUGUCUCCUCCUACCUGGAGCUGUCUCUCCUCUUUGAGAGGCCGUACAUCACCUACACAUUCGCCGUUACGCUUCUUAACGUCGGCUACUUUGUGCCGUAUUUCCACCUGGUGGCCCACAGCCGCCAAGCUGGCUUCUCAGAGUACCAAGCUGCUUUUGUCAUGUCAGCUGCCGGUGCUACAGACAUUCUGGGGCGAGUGGUGUCGGGCUGGUUCUCAGACCUGCGUCACUUUCGGCUGAUUCAUUUACUGACCAUGUGGACAACGCUGGCGGGAGUCUUCAUCAUGCUGCUGCCUGUGAGCUCCUUGUCCGGCUCCUACGCUGCACUGAUGGUGAUCAGCCUCCUCUACGGCUUCUGCUCCGGGGCGCUCACGUCUCUGGUGUUCGCGGUGGUGCCCAUGAUUGUGGGCGUAGAGCGCAUGAUGGGGGCCCUCGGGCUGCUGCAGCUCAUCGAGAGCGGCGGGGGGCUGCUGGGGACACCACUGUCAGGGUUGCUCAAGGACGUCACAGGCAACUACAUCGCCUCCUUCGUGGUCGCGGGCAGCUUCCUCGUUCUCGGUACCUUGACCAUGGCCACUCUGCCUCACUUCUUCUCCUGCAAAGAUCCGCCGCCUCCUCAGAGACGUUCCCUUCAAGACAGUACCAAGGGUUUACACUCAGAGCUGGAACAGAUGAACAGUUUGCCUUCUGACACAAACCACAGAGGAGUUAAUGAUCUGACACCUGCAGUAAACAGUAACCCACAAGACUGUGUAAGUUAAGGAUUCGAGAGCCUUGUUGGGACUCCUCCAGUCCAGCCAGUGUGACGAUGGCGCCUCCCUGAAGGCACUGUCAGUUAAUAUGCUGCUCCACUUGUCGCUGAAUGGCGUGUUGGAUACGUGUUUGCAUUAUACCUCAGAGAUUCAGACCCAAAGAAAGAAGCUAACUGUGAAAACUCCAACAGUGUAAAGGGGCCAGUGAGUUCCUCACUCUGUUACACAUCCUAACCUCAGUUUAACGUUUAGACCAGCACCUUCUGCCUGAAUGGAAACACUGUGCGUUUAAAUACUUUGUAACGUACAGAUGUGUGGUUCCAAGUUGUUCUAUACUUGAGUGGAAAACUAAGAGGCAGAACAUUUAUUUUAAGUUGUUCGUGUGAAUGUAAGAUGUGAAUCUGAUUCUGUUAUUGUGAGAUUUUUACACGUACAUGAUUAAAAUAACUUUGUUGUUUUUCAGCUUGGACCGUAUUUUCACGUUUUUGUGUUUAAGUGACAAAUGGGAACAACUAUUGUUGAAAUUGGUCCAGUAUUCAGAGAGCACACUGCAGCAGGAAGCAGCAAAACAAGCUGCAAUGUCACCACCUGGGGCGUGUUUACUUCUCAGUUUACGUCCACUAAAAGUGUUUGUUUUUGCCACUGAUAGGCUCGGAUUGUUAUUUUGUCGUGCCUAACAACAUUUUGGAAAGGAUCCCAACAGAGAUAGACCUUUUUAACGUCCUAACCCCCUAACCCUAACCCUAACGUUGGCAUUCAACUUUGUCCUGACAUUGAUUUGGGUUAUCUGAGAUCACAACGUAAAUUCAACCAAAUAUCUAUUGAUGUUGAUGGCAAACUGGGAACCACUCAGGAUGUGUACGUCCACUAAAGGUGUUUGUUUUUGCCACUGACAGGCUCAGAUUGUUAUUAUAAGUGCCAAACAACAUUUUGGAAAGGAUCCCUACAGAGAUAGACCUUUUUAUUAAAGAGUAAGAUUGCUUUUAUUUGACCAAAAACAGUCUUGAAAUCACCACAGCCAAACCCACCAGACUCCAUUUAAAUAAACAGUAAUUUUGUCGUCAUAAAACGCACUUCAUUCAAAGUCAGUGGAAGCAAAAUAAAACUCACAAAAAUGGUCUUGGUUCGUCUUCCCACUGACCCAACAAUCACCAACUCUGGUUUGGUUGAAAUAAACCCUUAACUCAUCCAGUGAGAUGUGAAGACAUGCUGGCUCUAUACAUGCUAAAAUUACCUAAUAUUUACAUGGAGUCUGGUGGGUUUGGUGAUGGUGAUUUUGGAGGCUGUUUCUGGUGAAACAAAAAGGAUUAUAAGCUCUAUCUCUGUAGGGAUCCUUUCCAUAAUGUUGUCAGACACUUCAUAUAACAAUCUGAGCCUGUCAGCGGCAAAAACAAGCACCUUCAGUGGACGUUAAGUGACAGUUGCCCCCAAGGUAUAACAAUGCAGCAUGUUUUGCCACAGCGCUCUCGCUCAAUACGAGACCAAUUUUAAAAAAUAGUUGUUCCCAUGAGUUACAGACACACAAAAACAUGGGAAAAUAGGGUCCAAGGAAAAUACCAGUGUCACCCUUUAAUCUUCGCUAUCCUCAUUUAAAUUACACUGCUCAAAAAAAUCAAGGGAACACUUAAAUCACAUAUCAGAUCUUGAUGAACAAAUUAUUCAAGUGUUAAAUCUUUACUGAUGCACAUUGUCUAAUUUGUUGAGAACAAAAUGACGUAAUAACUGUCAGUGGAAACCAAAAUCAUCAACUCACUGAGGGCUGGAUUCAAAAUCACACCGAAAAUCACAGGUUGAUCCAACUCAUAAUGUGACUCAGUAGUGUGUGUGGCCCCUGUGACCUGGAUCAAGGCAUCACUGAGCUCCUGGACAGCGUCAGAUGCACCGAUACAUAACGUCACAUAGGUGCUCAGUUGAGGUCAGUGGAACCAGAGGGCCAGUCAAUGGCAUCAAUGUCGACAUCAUCCAGGAACUGCUUACACACUCUGGACACAUGAGGCCAGGCAUUGUCCUGCACCAGGAGGAACCCAGUGCCUGCUGCACCAGCGCAAGGUCUGACAAUUGCCCUGAGGAUUUCAUCCUGGUACCAAACAGCAGUCAGGGUACCGUUGGCUAUGACAUGGAGGUCUGUGCGACCCUCCAAGGACAGGCCUCCCCAGACCAUCACUGACCCACCUCCAAACCGAUCAUGCUGGAUGAUGUCACAGGCAGCACAACGUUCACCACGGCGUCGCCAGACUCUUUCACACCUGUCACAUGUGCUCAGUGUGAACCUCCUCUCAUCUGUGAGGAGAAUGUGUCACCAGUGCCAGUUCUGGUGUUUUCUGGCGACUGCCAACCAAGCUGCAUGGUGCUGGGCUGUGAGCACAGGUCCCACUAGAGGACGUGGGGCCCUCAUGCCACCCUCAUGGAGCCUGUUUCUGACAGUGUGGUCAGAAACAUGCACAUCAGUAGCCUGCUGGAGGUCAUUUUGUAGGGCUCUGGCAGUGCUCCUCCUGCUCCUCCUCACACAAAGGAGCAGUUUUGAGCAGUGUUGACUUGAUGUUAGACUGUGACCAUUAAGUGUUCCCUUGAUUUGUUUGAGCAGUGCGAAUACUUUUAAUUAGGCACAAAUGCCAGCACACAAGGGAAACUGACAAUCAGCGCCACUGGAUUAAUCCACUGUUGGCCCCGUCCCUCCUACUGUCUGAGCACUGCGUGAGUGUGUGUGCAACGCCAUCUCCAAAAAACUGGACUACAUAAUACGGCUACACAUGUCAACAAAUAUUUUUAUAGUACUGAUUGUUUACCCAGUAAACAGUGGGACAGAGUCUCAGGUAGUGAACCAGGACUUGUCAUAAGCCCUUUAACAUUUCUGCAAACAUUGUGCCUGUUGGUGUAAACUCUUGUUGGUCUUUACUGUGGAAUAUGUGUGUGUAGAUUUCUGAAUGAUUAGCAGCACCUCUCUGAUUUACAUAAGCACACCAGCAUCUCUUAAAGAGCUGCAGACUCCAGCACUGUUUCCAGCGACUCCCUUCCAGCCUCAGGACUUCCACUCUCCAAUCAGAGCAUCGAAUACAAGACUGUUAUUUGUGAUUUCUCAAGUGCUUUUUCUCGUGACACAAUCACUGCUUCAGAGCCAUAAACUGUCUUUGGAAAGAACAGAUAUAUGGCUCUGAGGACAGCUGAAGGAACGCCAGGUUCGCAGGACAGAGACAGCGGGGUCACUGUGACCUGCUGGCUUCUUUUCAGUGUAAAAGGUGUGUGAGUUAUAGCUACACACACUUGACAGAAAUAUAAAAUACACGAUUGUUUUUGCUGCUAGUGGAACAUUUUUGUCUUAAGCAUCUUUUCCUCGAUGUCUGAUUAAAAGCUGUGACUCUCGCUGUGUCGUCUUAAAACGACCACUCACACAUCCAGGCUACAACCUGACACUAUGAUAUGUUAAAGUGCCGUAUUUUGUACACACUCCUGAUUAAAAGUCACUGUAUUUUGUUUUAA